Messenger RNA from Pantherophis guttatus, 6257 nucleotides. It is a transcript of the gene FZD5, whose product is annotated as frizzled class receptor 5. The record is from RefSeq and is a predicted model, not a curated record. Gene Ontology annotation, molecular function: Wnt receptor activity; Wnt-protein binding. NCBI's taxonomy places the organism in Eukaryota, Metazoa, Chordata, Lepidosauria, Squamata, Colubridae. Gene Ontology annotation, biological process: canonical Wnt signaling pathway; non-canonical Wnt signaling pathway. Gene Ontology annotation, cellular component: plasma membrane.
CGGUGGCGCUUCGCUGGUUCCGUGCGUUGAGGAGAACGGGAGGCGUUGAUCGCGGCUUGGGCGCCCCCUUCUUCGCCAGUGGGGCGCCCCGAAAAAUCUCAGGGACUGGCGGCUUCACGGAAGACGUCCCCGGACUCGAGAGACGGCAGGAGCCCGUCGGGGGUUUAACUCGGGGUGCGACCGAAGCAUGGGGAGCCCGCGCCUUCUCCGCGCCGCCGCUUCUGCGGCGUGGCCGGCCAGCCGGCUCCACGGCGCGCCACCCGGCGCGGGAUCCCGCUGACCAAUUUUCCUCUCGGGAACGCGAAAGGAGCCGGAGCAGGAGGACGCGCGCCGGCUGCCCUUCCUGCCCUCGGCCGGGCCCGAGACAAGCCUGCUCUCCGCCGCGCGGGAUCUUUCGGAAAGGACUUCUGAUAUUCUGCCGAGGGCGAAAUUAAGGCGAAACUUUUCCCGCUGAGGUGUGGGAUCCAGCCUUGCUCUCUGCGCUGAACUUCCAAGCGGAGAGCGAAGGAGCGGGGCCCUCCAGGCUGGCUUGUUAUGGAGUUCGCCUGUUUUUUGUUUUGUCGGGUUUUAUCCCCCGCACGCACCUGUCUUGCUGGAGCAGCGAAUCCUCCGCGGAAUUGGCAGCAACCGCUCUUGCCAUGGGAAGACUUGGGCUCCUUGGGAGGGAAAAGAAGGCCGGUCGGGAGGCCCUUGGACUUUCUCCAGGACCGCGCCACCUGUGAGCCCAGCGCCUCCCGCUUUGGAGUCAGCCGGAGGGGUUAAAGCGAAGGCAGCGGCCGCCCGGGAGGAGGCGAGGAGGGAGACUUGAUCCGCGCCCUCUGCUUGGCGCGGCCCCUGCGCCUUGCCAUGGCCGGGUUUCGCCCUGGCCUGAGAGACGCCUUGCUGAGCCUUCUGCUGUUCGUGCUGAAGGCUCCCGUUCCUACUCCGGCUGCAUCCAAGGCCAUCGUCUGCCAGGAGAUCACCGUGCCCAUGUGCAAAGGCAUUGGCUACAACCUGACCUACAUGCCGAACCAGUUCAACCACGAUACCCAAGAUGAAGCUGGCCUGGAAGUGCACCAGUUCUGGCCCCUGGUGGAGAUUCAGUGCUCUCUGGAUCUGAAAUUUUUCCUGUGCAGCAUGUACACUCCCAUCUGCCUGCUGGACUAUGCCAAGCCUCUGCCGCCCUGCCGGUCAGUGUGUGAGAGGGCCAAAGCUGGGUGCUCUCCUUUGAUGAGGCAGUACGGCUUUGCCUGGCCGGAAAGGAUGAACUGUGAUAAGCUGCCCGUUCCAGGAGACACGGAGAUGCUGUGCAUGGAUCACAACCAGACGGAAGCCACAACCUUGCCCCCGUUGUUUACCAAGCCCACCCGCUCUUCCAAAGGGAUCCACAAAAAUCUCACCCCUCUAACCAGUAGUGACUGCAAGAGAAUAUGCGCCUGCAAAGAGCCCUUAGUCUUCAUCUCCCAAGAAACUCACCCGCUCUACAACAAGAUCGAGACUGGCCAUGUGCGCAAUUGCGCAAUUCCUUGCUUCCAGCCGUAUUUUACCCAAGAUGAAAAAACUUUUGCUACCUUCUGGAUUGGCUUGUGGUCCGUCCUUUGUUUCAUCUCCACUUUCACCACAGUGGCCACCUUUCUGAUCGACAUGGAAAGGUUCAGGUACCCCGAGCGUCCCAUCAUCUUUUUAUCAGCCUGUUAUCUCUUUGUAUCCAUUGGCUACAUCAUCCGGCUGAUUGUGGGCCAUGCUAAUGUGGCCUGCAACAAAGAUUACAACCACAUACACUAUGAAACCACAGGACCUGCCCUCUGCACUGUGGUGUUCCUCCUGAUCUAUUUCUUUGGCAUGGCAAGCUCCAUCUGGUGGGUCAUCUUGUCUCUUACUUGGUUUCUGGCAGCUGGGAUGAAGUGGGGGAAUGAAGCCAUUGCUAGCUACUCCCAGUAUUUUCACAUGGCAGCCUGGCUUCUUCCAAGUGUAAAAUCCAUUACUGUUUUGGCCCUAAGCUCAGUCGAUGGGGACCCAGUAGCUGGGAUCUGCUAUGUGGGUAAUCAGAAUGUGGACAAGCUGCGGGGUUUUGUCCUCGCUCCGUUGGUGGUGUACCUUUUCACCGGGACCAUGUUUCUGCUGGCUGGUUUUGUAUCCCUCUUCCGAAUUCGGAAUGUGAUUAAACAAGGGGGCACAAAGACGGACAAGCUGGAGAAGCUGAUGAUUCGUAUUGGGAUCUUCACCGUUCUUUACACUGUCCCAGCUACCAUUGUGGUGGCUUGCUACAUCUACGAGCAGCACUACAGGGAGAAAUGGGAGAUGGCUCAGAAUUGCUCUUGCCCGGGGGACAAGUCCAGACCGAAGCCUGACUAUGCUGUUUUUAUGCUCAAGUACUUCAUGUGCCUGGUGGUGGGCAUCACCUCUGGGGUCUGGAUUUGGUCAGGCAAGACACUGGAGUCUUGGAAGCAGUUCACAGGUCGAUGCUGCAGGGGAGGGAAGCCCGUGAGCGCCACCAUGUACAGUGAGGCCAACGUAGCGCUGACAGGCCGGACUGGGCUUGCCACUUCUGCUUCCUACCACAAACAGGUUCCCCUGUCCCAUGUGUGAAAAAGCAUCUGGCUUGGUCAGUAGGGGGGCAGUUGGUCAGUUCUGCACAUACUAUAUGAACUAAUCCAGCUGGCUUUUCCAACUGCAAGCUGUAACUCUUCCCUUGAAUCAACUGCCCAGAAGAGGAGACCUGCAUUUUCUCAGUUUUGUGAUACUAUAAAGACCACGGAGCUUAUUUGUGAACUUGAAUCCACCUCAUCAGAUGCUCUCCCACAGAUGCAGUUUAAGCUUGGUGGACUUUAUGCUUACAACCAAGUAUCCCUUUUCAUUUGCAUGAUGAAUUCUAAACCACAGAAGCUUAUACAAUCUUUUUAUUUUGUUUUGUUUUUUCCUUUCUGCAUCUUUAUGGCUCUUAUUUCAUUAAAUAAUAUAAAAGAUCUUUAAUAUAACCCGAAUAAUCACUGAUAAAAUAAUUACAAGGUUUUUGAGGAUUACUUGAAUGAAAGAACUGAAAUCCUAAAGACUAACAUAAUUGGGGCCUAGGUGCUGCUUUCUGAGCUAGAAAUGUUGCCAAAUCAGGCAAGUGGCUGACUCUGAAGGAGCUUUUCCAUAGGUAAAUUAGGGACUUUUAGGUGCUUGCGGGAUUUAUAUAUCUUCUUUUGUUCCUGAGAAGAUCCCAACCUGGAUUAAUUUGCAGCAGCCCUGUUAACUACAUUGAACUUGCCUUCAGUCAUCUUCUGAAUGUCAUACCCAAAAAAGGAAAUAUUAAUCUAGUGCUACUUUUCAGUAAUCACAUUGUACAUAAAUCACCCUUUAUUACUUCUCUGAUAACAAAUUAAGCCUGGAUGAUGAAGGUUAAGUAGAAGAUCUUGCCUUGAAGGCAGAGAAGGAAUAUUGUUGGCUUCUUCCAGUGCAUAGUUCUGACAUUGUGGUGCCUACUCACCAGGGCACAGCAGAAAAUGAUGUAUUAGGGCACAUGGAUCUGAAUGCUUGGUAUGGAAUAGAAGACCAUUCUAGGCCAUACAACACUGAAAACAUGUAGAGGUCACCUUUGAUUUUAGCUUUAUGAUACAAGUCCUGGACCCAUUACCUCUGUGUUUUAUAAAUUUUUAUUCUGUAUUCAAUAGGUUGACUUUUCAAGAAAGAUUCUGAAGGGCAGUGUCACUAAUUAAAUAACUUGGAGAGUUUCAUCUUUAGACUUUCAAUUUUGAACAGCAAAGCUUUGUUUACCUUGACAGAUGAUCUAAAACCUGGUAGCACUAAAUAUUUAAAGCACAAGUAGAAUUGCAUCAGACAAUUAAGUGGAUUAAAACACUAAAUUCUAUUGGUGAUUUUACAUUAGAAAUGUUUUAAGCAACUCUACUGCAUUAUUUAGAUUUAUUUCUUACAAAUGGGAAUGUAUAGUGGAGAAGAUGCUUUCUUAAAACAUGUACUUCAGAUUCACUGCCCUUUCUUAAGAGAUAGGAGGAGGUGUGUGGAACAGUAUAAACUCAUACUUAAAAGAAAAUCAGGAUUUACUCUCGUAGCCAAAGUUAUGACUUGAGUAAUAUUGCCUUGAUUUAAAGUUAACAAAAUUCAUUUGUUCUAUCCACUAGUUAUUUAGUGUCUCAAUCAAAAUUCAGACAUUUGGGAAAUCUGGAAUUUCAACUGAAAUGACUUACCUAUAGUUGUUCCAAGUGUUAUGUGGACACGCAGGACACUCAGCCUAGAACAGUUGACUUCAGUCUGAACUGUCUGAAAAGAUCUGCAUCAAAACUGCCCAAGAUUCACCUUUGUUCCUCAGGAAUGUUAUGGCACUGCCCGGCCAUGUGGACAAGGAAUAUUUAGUUGAGGGUUGCAAGCAAGUUAAAUCUGGCUACAUUAUAUAUAAUAAAAAGGGGUUGGAGAGUAUUCCUAGCAUCCAUUUAGCACAACUUUUUUCCCCUCAGUUCACUCUAAUAUAAAAGGAGUUGAGGAAGAUACCAUCCAUUCAAGUAUAAAAUUAACUAUCUUGCCAUACUUACUUGAAUUAGAUCAGAUGUGCCUGAGUUAUGAGUUAUGCCUGGUAGGGGCAACUGCUCUAUUGCAUGUCUUGCCAAAAAUCUGAAAUAGCCCUCUUAGCCUGUCAUGUGAAUAGCAGAAACAUUUUUUCCACAGGGCCCUGCUAGGCUGCUCACCAGGGACCACUUUACCAUCACCAUCCAAAGGUACCAGUUUAUUUGCAGAUACCCCAACCACUGCUUGCUGGUAUCCCCACCCCAGUACAUAGUUUUAAUGGAAGAAAAUGAUUACCUGCUGAUGUAUUAACACCCACCAUCUAUUCUGAAGAAAAGCUAGAGGGAUGGAGCAGCCUCAGAAAUGUGCUUUUCUGUCUGCUGGGUAUUUGGUGGUGCUCCAUAAAAGAUUGCAGUAAGCUUGUGACUGCAUGAGCCUCCUCCUGUGGCAGACAUUUUUGGAAAACAACAUUUUCCCAGUAUUCAGAUAGGCUUUUUGGCCCCCAAAGCUAAGGUUCUAGAAAACAGAGUGAAUCCAGAUGGGAACAUUUGCCUGAAAAUAACCAAUCAUAGAUGUUUAAUAAUAGAACCAUAUAAGUACACUUAGAGCAGUCCUGAGCUUUCUUCCAGUGAUAAAGUAAGGCCACUCAUGAAGAUGACAUGAUCCAUGGUGGUAUCCUGGAUAACCUCAGACUGACAGGGAAAGGCUACAACAAAACUAACAGCAUUUGAAGUCAACCUAAAGUUUUAUUGCACCCUUCUCCACCAGGCAGUGAACUUGGGAACAACCAUCUAUACAAUUGAAUGGCUGAGGGGGGCUUUGGUGAAUCAAAGUUACAUGUUUGGUGUUUUAGGAACAUCACUGCUUCCUGUAAGCAAGCUGAAAAGGCAUGGCUUAAAAAAAUAGAAAAUUAACAAACCGUAUGCAAAGCUUUAUUUCAGUGUAGAAAACUGUCAAGUACAUUAUUAGUUUUGAAAAUAAAAGUUCUUCUAAGCAAGGUGUUACAGGGUUUUUUAAUUAAGAUAUUGUGUACUCUAAUAUAAGAUCAAAUUACAUGUAGUAUAAUAUGUAAAUAGCUGUAUAAUUGUCUUCAAAGAAAUAUGUUUGUAUAUACAGAAUCUCUAGUGUGAAUAUCAGAUGUGGGUUGGGAGAAGAUUGUACAUUUUUGUCAAAACAAUUUGAAAGCUGUAGAUACCAGGAUGAAAGUUUAGGGCAUUAAAUCAUUGUAUUUAAAGUUGGAUUCAUGCUUAAGUCAUACUGCUUUUUCAAUUGUGCCUUGUGGAAAUGAAAUUUUUACAUACUACUUGCAGUAUGAUUAUGAACAUGCCAAAAGGUUAAACAGUGACAUAAAAAUAUGUAAAAAGCUUUUUUAAAAAAGAAAAAGACUUCAGUCUGUCACUUAAUAAACAUUUAAACAUGAUGAACAUAUUUAGGAGAUGAUUGUUUAAUAUGGGACCACAAACUGAUGUAUUUUUAAAAUAUGGCUUCGGUUACUGCUGCACACAAUAGACCACUGUGAUAAAAAAAAAUGGAUCAUGUCCUCUAAAAUUCUGUAUCAAAGCCUAAAACUGGUGGUAAAGGAGAAGCACAAGGUAUACAAGACAAUCAAAUCUUUGACCCAAUUCAAUGUCCACUGGGCUCAGUUGUUUAAGAAUACUGUAUCUUAAGUAUAGGUGCACAUGAUGUAGUUUGAAAAUAUAAAAAAAGAAAAAAAUAUUUAGAGUCUUUUACUAAAUAGAACUUCUCCCCCAAAAUAAAGCAUAAUUGUGUUUUUA